Coffea eugenioides is the source of this 2038-nucleotide messenger RNA. Its product is annotated as probable leucine-rich repeat receptor-like protein kinase At5g63930. The coding region runs from base 71 to 2038 and encodes 655 amino acids. The record is from RefSeq and is a predicted model, not a curated record. NCBI's taxonomy places the organism in Eukaryota, Viridiplantae, Streptophyta, Magnoliopsida, Gentianales, Rubiaceae. The transcript has 5 exons. Gene Ontology annotation, molecular function: protein binding.
UGUUUGUGAUUGGAUUGGAGUUACUUGUGACUCUAGUCAUCAAAGAGUGGUGGCCUUAAAUAUUUCUAACAUGGGUUUUGCAGGCACGAUUCCUCCACAACUGGGAAACCUCUCAUUCCUUAUUUCUCUCGACAUGAGCAACAACAAUUUUCAUGGUCAUUUGCCAGAAGGAAUGUCUCAUUUGUGUCGACUAAGUUUCAUGGCUUUAAGCAACAACAAUCUCACAGGAGAAAUUCCAUCAUGGUUGGGUGUCUUGGAGAGACUUCAAUACCUAUCCUUGACAGAGAAUAAUUUUUUUGGUGAACUUCCUGCUAACAUAUGCGACAAUCUUCCAAAUCUAAAAGAGCUCGAUCUGUCUUGGAAUCAAUUGAGUGGCCAGAUACUAUCAGGUUUAUCAAACUGCUCCGGACUCAAGUCGUUAGAUUUGUCAGUCAACCAGUUCAAUGGUUACAUACCAAAAGCAGUGGGGAACCUGAAAAUGCUUGAGGAGCUAGAUCUCGGUGAUAACAAUUUGGAAGGUAGCAUUCCGGAAGGGAUAGGCAAUCUCCAGAGCUUGAGGGUUUUGUCCAUAACAAGCAGCAAUUUGAGUGGAUCAAUACCUAGAGAAAUCGGAAACCUAACUAUGCUUGAAGAAGUAUAUUUUUUUAAUAACAGCCUUACAGGUGAUCCAAUUGGUGGUGAGAAGUUUCUAAUUUUUGCCGGUUCUGUUAACAAUUGUCCGAUUCCAAACGAGAUUGGUAACCUGCUCAAAUCGGAGGGCCUUGGCUUGGGUGAGAAUAGGCGUUCUUCCAUCAAAUAUGUGGAAGAAAUUCAUCUUGGUUGGAAUAACUUCAGCGGAGCCAUACCCGCCUCUAUCUCAAACUGUUCAAAACUAAUUGAAAUAAAUCUUCAUAGUAACAAAUUCAGCGGUCCAAUUCCCAAUUCCAUUGGAAAUUUGAGACGCCUCGAAUCUCUCUCAUUGUCUGCUAACAAUUUGACGAGUGAAUCUUCAUCCCCAGAAUUGGGCCUCUUCACUUCCCUCACAGGCUGCAUCUCUUUAUGGGAAAUCUGGGUGGCAGACAAUCCGUUAAAUGGGGUUCUUCCGAGAUCCAUCGGGAAUCUUUCUAUUUCUGUUGAACGGUUGAUGGUAGGGAACUGUGGACUCAAGGGGAACAUUCCAGAGAGCAUUGGAAACUUGAGCAAUUUAGCAUAUUUAUUUCUCGAUGAUAAUAUCUUGACUGGCUCAAUUCCGAGUACGAUGGGUUUGCAAAACCUUCGGGAAUUGGGUCUUACCAAUAUGUCGCUCACUGGUCCACUCCCUCGUGGUCUCUGUGGUUUGCAGAGUUUGGAGGAUUUAGGCCUAAGUCAAAAUCAGAUUAGCGGUUCAAUUCCAGGAUGUUUCAAUAAUCUUACAUCUUUGAUGGUUCUUGACAUAGCUUUCAAUAGAUUAACCUCUACUCUGCCAACGAGCUUGUGGGUAGAGGCGCACAGGUGCUCCUGCGCUGCUGGUCGCGCGCCCGCUGCAGGAAACUGCUGGCGGACUGGAGGUCACGCGCAAGGGGGAAAGCUGCUCGCUCGGCCUGCACGCGCGGGCUGCAGUCCGCGACUGCAGCUGCUGCUCGCUGCUCUGGUCGCGCGCGCGGAGUGCACGCUGGUGUUGCUUGAGAGCUGGCCUGGGCUAGGGUUCGCGCUGGAGCUCUUGCGCUGGAAGGCUGCGAACUGCGCUGCUCGCGCGCGCUGGUGGCUCGCUGCGAGGGGGAAAGCUGCUCCGGCUGCGCGCGAGCUUGCUGUUGGACGACGGAGCGGUGGUGACAGUUCGGGAGCUGUGCGUCGUGUGGGGUUGGAGGCAGCAGCAAGCUGUUGCGGCGCUGGGCUGUGGAGCUUGGGCAGGCAGCUGAGCUGGAUCUGCUGCAGUGGUGGGAGCGACCGUGCGGUGGAGCUCAGGGCUGGACGGCGGCGCUGGUGUUGCUCUGGUGCCAUGGUGAGGGCGGCGCGCGGCGAUGGCAGUUCGGCGACGAGCUAUGGGGAGAUUGGUGGAGCUCUUGGCGGCGGCGGGUGA